Messenger RNA from Phragmites australis (common reed), 1050 nucleotides. RefSeq lists its product as uncharacterized. The transcript has 6 exons. NCBI's taxonomy places the organism in Eukaryota, Viridiplantae, Streptophyta, Magnoliopsida, Poales, Poaceae. The record is from RefSeq and is a predicted model, not a curated record. Bases 69 to 773 code for a protein of 234 amino acids.
UCGAAUUUACAAGAUCAGCGUAUCCCUGAAGAAGAAUCUUCUCAAAGCGUCCGACUCCCUUCCCCUCCAUGGCCUCACUCCAGCCUACUCUCCUCACUUCCUCCCCGCUCUGCGGCUGUGCGCAUGCUCUCCUCGACCGAAGGAUCAGGAAAUUACCUCCAAGAAUCUCAAAUGGGGCCUGUUCCACGGCGAGACCGUCGGUCCGGAGCGAGUUCUUGGGGAAAGGUGGGGUCUUGGCUUGGUGGACGGCGGGAAGGCAGCGCCGGCGGCUUGGUGUGGCAGGAGCCGGGAGAGGGCCCUUCUUUGGCGGCGGCGGGAGGCGUAUGGACAAGGGCACGAGCCGGGUCGUGGGGAACCUCGCUUUCGCCGCCCUCUUGACGUACCUCGCCGUGACCGGCCAGCUACGGUGGGUUCUUGACGCCAUCGUCUCCCUCUGGCUCCUCACGAUACUGCUGCCUAUUUUGGCUCUGGGUGCAUUUUUCUUCUUUGCAGGGCAAGAUAUACUCCAGGGCGAUUGUCCGAACUGCGGGAGAAGCUUCCAGAUACUAAAGUCAGCUUUGAAUGAUGGUCCACAACUCUGUCCUUAUUGCACCCAACCUUUCUCUGUUCAGGGCAACAAGUUUGUUAGAGAAUCUGCUAGAUUUUCAUCUGGAAGGGGCCCUACUGCUACAAACGCACAAGUGUUGAAUGAGUUCUUCAAUCGUGGCACGAAAGGAAAGGCGCCUUUAGGAACAAUUGUGGACGUCGAGGCUGAAGUCAAGGAUGUCGAAUGAUACUUUCGCGGGAUCGAUCCUACAUCAACACUUUUGGCAAAUAUAUAGGUUGACACUGCAUAUAGUAGCAGGGUAGCGUGACUGGAACUGAUGAGUUGUGCGUACGUGAAACCGGAACAGGAGUAGGAACAUGGCGUGUUUAAUUUUUUACUAAACAGACAAAGGAGAUAUAAUAUUAGUGAUAGUUUGUAAUAUGAUUCGUCAUUUAUGUUAAAAUUAAUGGGUCAUAGUUGUAAUCCGUCACUGAUGAUAAAGUAACAGGUCGUAGUUGUCAUUA